Molecule: messenger RNA, 3484 nt
Organism: Tribolium castaneum (red flour beetle)
Lineage: Eukaryota; Metazoa; Arthropoda; Insecta; Coleoptera; Tenebrionidae
Exons: 10
Coding region: 454-3360 (968 amino acids)
Source: RefSeq, a predicted model, not a curated record
CAAUACCAAUGACGUUAGCCCUAAUCGGCCAUUUUGUGCUUUGUGAUUUUAGCGUAGCGUUUUGAUCUUGUUGCAAGAUUGUAAAGUUUUUUCGCACUUGUAUUUAGUGCUCGUGACUGUUAUUUUUUGUGUUUGGUGCUGUAUUAUUAACAUUGUGACUGUGGUAUUUCAAAGUAGUGAAGGAAUGACAAUGGUCCCCCAAAAACGGAUCUUUCUCAAUUCCUGAAGAGGACGAGGUAAUAGCUCAAUGGUCGCCUUACACUCAAAAAACUCUGCGGGGUCGCUGAUAAGGUCGUAGAAAGACAGUGUAAUAGUUUCUGGAGAAGUGGAGAACAAGCCAGAUCUAGGUUAAGAAGCUUAAAUCCAGAUAAAAGUAGCAACUGUGAUUUAUUUGGCGAAAUGUAAUCCACGAACUAAAGAAAUCGUCCAACGGUCCAAACCUUUUUUCAAAAAAUGAGGCAAAGAAACUGCGCCCCUCGGGACCAAGACCUGGCUCGCUCGCAACCAAAAUCUUCAGUUGUGAGCAGUACCCCAAUGCCAUUUAGUCGGCACAAAAACUUUCUUCCGAAUGCCAGUAAUUCAGUGUCACCCAUUACCGUCGUCAAACCGGGCAACGUAACCAAACCGGCGAAAGCGAGCACAUCAGCGAACUCACGUACCAAACUCUUCAAAGCAGAAAUAUCGACACCGAUCACGGACACUUCGAUCAGAAGCCAGCGCUUGGAAAACAUUGUGUUGUCGUUACACCGGUCUCUUCGCGCCGAACCUGUGGUCAACAACCAGCGCUUGGAUAAAAAUGCCUCGACAAUGUCUCGGAAAAACGCAAAUAUUUUCGAAACCACUGAUAAAAUGAUGCAAACUUCCAAUAAUAAUUCAUUAACGGGGGCGAAAAAGCUGGCAAGGAGCAGGAGAUCCAACUGUGAUCUUUCAUUCUCUAGGAAUGAAGAACUCCAUUUUGAGAAAAUGGUCGCGGAGAAGAGGCUCGCAGAUUUGAUCGACAAGUUAGAAGACAAUUUUUUGAAGAGACCGCCUGUGGAAUCCCGAAUGGAGGAGAAUUUUUCGAGAAUUGGUACUGGAGUACCAUGGCGAGUGACGAUUGUACCUCAUGAAAAUGUUGCGUUAAAUGCAAAUACUUUACUAGCGUUUGGAAGUUCCGAUGAGGAGUCUUUUGAUGACACUUUCCUACCAAAAAUGCGCCCGAAACCCAAAGUUCUCGUUAAUAAAAAGAAGUUGAAAAGGGGUUCGGGAAGAUUUUUGAAGAAUGCAACGAAAAACGCAAAGCAGAGUAAACUAAAGCUGGAUGAAAGAAGUAUGACUAGUUCAGUUGCAAGUGAAGUACCUCAAACGGCGGACCAAGGACGGAUGAAAAGUAGGGCAAAGGGAAAGGAAAAAGAAAGGGUUGAAACUUUAAUAAAGGAACCAGAAGAGAAUCCAGGAGUUAAAAAUAAAAAGAGACAAAGCCGAAGUGGAACUAAAUCACAGACGAAACAUAACGUACUAGACGCUAAUCAUUUUCAAGAAGUGACGUCUAAUAGUGAACUAUUCACUGAACGUUUUUUGAACGAGGAAAAUAAAAAAGUUGAAAGUACACGGAAAAGACAGAAGAAACGGGAUAGGACUGAAAGUCCGCUCAAAAAACUAAGAAAAUCAGAUAUAAACGAUUCCAAGAGUGGCAAGCAAAAUAUGACACAAGACGAUGGAGAAAUGGUGUCAUAUGGUACAAAUACGGAUAACUGGAGAAAUGACUUAUUUGGUGAAAGUUCGAUGAAAGAAAUGGAACAUUUGGAGAAGGGAAAUAAAUCAGGGCAAAGUUUAAAGAAAGAAAAAAAGAAACAGAACGCAAGUCCAUCAAAAAAACAAAAAGCAAUAGUAAAGUGUUUUGCAAAUAAAAAUAAGGAACACAGUGUCACUGAUGACAGUGGUUUCGAUGAAUCGCAAAGAGUGUCAGUUAAGGCGGUCGUACAUGCAAGAGCUACACAAAAAAACAGUAAAAAGCCAGCAGGAACACAAAAACAACAAUUAAGAAAUGUAGACAAUAUACAUAUUUUGGAAGACGUAAUGACUAAUAGUGAUGAAGAAACGUCACGCAAAGUUGAAAUAUUUUUUGAAUCAAAUAAUCAGGAUACUAAUUUCGGUGCACCGAAUCUGGACAAUUUGCAACAGUUACGAACUAUUACCAAGAAACCAUCACUAAAUAACAGCGUUAAUAAAUCAGCUGGAAAAAGUACAGCGAGGAAAACACAAAAUAAAGAGAAAAAAAAGCAGACAAAACAUUCUACAACGAAGUCUAAAGCCCAAAGUACAACAGGAAUUACUGAAACGACAACUGACGAGACAACAGGAUGUAUGCAAAGGAGAUCGGGAAGGCAACGAAAACAAACAAAGAUUUAUUCAGCUGGUUACAUCCUAUGCACUGAAAGGGACAGAUAUUAUAAAGUCGCAACGGCGGUAAGGGAUAUAUCACAAGUAACGCCUGAAUGUUCAUUUCGACUUUCGGGACUACAAAAACGGCGUACUCGUAUAACUCAAAUGCCACCAAUUAUGGAGCCGGAAGUUGAAAUGGAAGGUAAUACUCAAAAGUCGAAAAGGAAAACUAAGAAACCGGCUAAAAAACAAUCAAGUAAGAAACUAAAGAAAGAUGAGACCCCAAAACGUCAAGAAACCAGAACUGUUUCUGAAUCGGAGACAAAUCUAACCAGAAGUGAUUACAUUGUUGGAGAAAAUGUAAUUACCUCCGAUUAUGUUAGUGCAGAAAAUGUUGCACAAAACACUCAAACACCAUUUGUAAGACUAGAAGAAGUAACUUCAAGGAACAUUGGUUCUGAAGAACUUCAUAACACCGUCUUUUCUUCACCACCGUUCCAAGCACAAGAGAGUAUCAAGAAAAAUUCUGUUAUAUCUGGAAGAAUAUCUAAACGGUCUAGUACCAAAACCAGCGCGAAAAAAACUAGGGAUUCCUUGAAAAAGGUAGUCGAGACUCAACGCGACUCAAGCGGUAAUUUCAUGAUCUGUCCAGCAACUAAUGAGCUUAUUAGAUACAGUUUCAAAAAUCUGGUGUACAAACCGAGCGCUAAUUUGCCUGGUGUCAUGUACGCUGUGACGGAAGAUCUAAAAUUGGGUUGGUUGAAGAUAAGCGGAGGAAUGUCAAAGCCAUUGUUUAAAACUAAGAAUCACACUAUGUCGUUCGUAGUUGUAGAAGGAAAAGCGGAGGUGGGGAUACAGGACAAGUGUGAUUUGUAUAAAAAACACGACAUAUUUAUUGUUCCACAAGGAGCGGAAUAUUACAUAAAUAACAAAAAUAAAACUAACCCCUUGCUAUUGGUUUUCUUCAAAGUCGCAUAUGCGGACAAACCGACGUAAUAAUGAUACUCUUGGCGACAAAUUUAGUUAGUAGUGUUUCUUACAUUAUCGAGUUCAUUUGUUAUUUAGUUAUACUUUUCAUUAAGAAUAUGAAUAUUGUAUCUUUAAUAAAAAGUUUACAGAA